Messenger RNA from Phalaenopsis equestris, 1253 nucleotides. RefSeq names its product gibberellin 3-beta-dioxygenase 1-like. Gene Ontology annotation, biological process: gibberellin biosynthetic process; response to light stimulus. The record is from RefSeq and is a predicted model, not a curated record. The coding region runs from base 195 to 1253 and encodes 352 amino acids. The transcript is spliced from 2 exons. Gene Ontology annotation, molecular function: gibberellin 3-beta-dioxygenase activity. NCBI's taxonomy places the organism in Eukaryota, Viridiplantae, Streptophyta, Magnoliopsida, Asparagales, Orchidaceae.
AUCGUUACCAGUCUUACUGAUGUUAUGACUACGAAUUAGCAAACUUAGCUCAAACUCGUUCGGAUCGAAACUAACGAGCGGAGCUACGAGUCAAAAUUUUAAAUCAAAUUUUUUGGGCCUCUGCCACACAUUUUAAAUAGUCGAUGCCAUGCCCUGCUCAUAACUAAUUCCGGCACUUCCCCUCCACCCCCCAAAUGCCUUCUCUCUCAAACCAACAUUUCGAUCUAUACUCCGCCAUUCAUGUCCCCGAAACCCAUUCAUGGCCUCCCAUCCAUCUCCACGACCACCCCAUCGCAGAUAGCAGCUCCAGCAUCCCUGUAAUCGACAUAUCCGACCCCGACGCAGCCUCCAUGAUCGGCGCCGCCUGCCGCUCAUGGGGCGCCUUCUACGCAACCUCCCAUGGCGUCCCCCCCGAUCUUCUCAAUCUAGUUGAAUCUCACGCCCGCAGCUUAUUCUCCCUUCCCCUUCACCGCAAGCUCCUCACCGCGCGCAGGGAUGGCUCUCUCUCCGGCUAUGGCCACCCGCCCCUCUCCUCCUUCUUCCCCAAGCUCAUGUGGUCCGAAGGGUUCACCCUCGCCGGCGAACCGCUAGGUGUUGCUUCCCAACUCGGCCCGAUCAUCGAUUCUUCUUCUUUCUGUGAGGUGAUGAAAGCAUACAGAAAGGAGAUGAAGAAGCUGGCUGCAAGACUCAUGAGGCUCAUGCUGCUCUCACUGGGCCUUCAUGAGGACGAGGUGGCCCAAGUCGGACCAUUAAAAGAGCUCUCCGACGCGGCGGAAGUGAUCCAACUCAACUCCUACCCAGCCUGCCCUGAGCCCGAGCGAGCCAUAGGCAUGGCGGCCCACACGGACUCCGCCUUGCUCACCGUGCUCCACCAGAGCGAUGGGGCCUGCGGGCUUCAGGUUCUGCGUUGUGGAUCUGGAUCUGAGUCGGCCCAGUGGGUUGAAGUGCCGCAUAGGCCCGAAACGCUGGUGGUUAAUGUGGGGGAUCUGUUCCACAUACUGUCUAAUGGACGGUUCAAAAACGUGAGGCACCGGGCUCUCGUGAGCAAGGCCAAUCAUAGGAUUUCGGCAGCUUAUUUCAUGGGCCCGCCGGGGGAUCUUAAGGUGGGCUCGGUUGAAAAAGUGGUGGAUUUGGGAGUGGGGCCCAUUUAUCGACCCGUGACAUGGCCGGAGUAUUUGGGGAUAAGGACUCGGCUUUUUGAUAAGGCACUUGAGUCACUGAAGUUUCAUGAGGUGGGAUUGGAGAAGGAUUGA